UGAAGUAGUGCGUCAGUGUGAGUCUGUCAGUUAGUGAAUUUGUUUUUAGAAAUCUAAUGCAAUUAGAAAAUUACUGUGCAUUUAUUGGUUGUGCAAAGUCCUUUAGUAUCCUGGUGAGUACUAAGACUGUGUAAAAUCGUCAAAAGCAAUCAUGAUGGAAGGCAGCUUUGGGGGCUACAGCUCCAAUUCCUACCAGUUUAAUGGAGUUGGUUCAGAUCGAUCAAAUGACUUCAGGAAAAUUGCUCAGAAGAUUGGAACAAACAUACAAAAGAUUUCUUCUAACGUGUCUUCCAUGAAACGGAUGGUAAACCUUCUUGGGACACCCCAAGACUCGCAACAAAUGAAGAAUGAGUUGCACGAGGUCCAACACUACACCCAGAAUCUGGUGAAAGAUACAAACCUGAACUUGAAAGACUUAAAUAACAUUCCUUUGCCUGCACAUUCAAUAAAUGAGAGAGAAUUCAAAAUGCAGAAAGACAGACUACAUGAGGAGUUUGCUGCUGCUGCAAAUGCAUUCCAGGAUAUCCAAAGAUUCGAACUGCAGAAAGAAAAAGAAGAAGUUCGGAGGGUACGAGCUAACUCCAACAUAGCUCCACCGCCAUCCUCUAAAGAUAUUUUUGGAGAUGACGCAUUCUCCAACCAGCUGAUUGAGCUGCAGGACAGCAGACAAUCACAGACGCAGGCACAGCAGAAUCUCCAGGAUGACCUUGACUUGGAAAUGCUGCAGCAACAGGAGCAGUCCAUCCAGGUUUUGGAGAAAAACAUCUGUGAGGUGAACGACAUCUUUAAGGAGUUAGCUGUGAUGGUGCACGACCAAGGAGAGAUGGUGGACAAUAUUGAGGCAAGCUUGGAGAACACAACGGUCCAUGUGAGCAAGGCAACGAGCGAACUGCAGCAGGCAGCCCAAUACACUAACAAGCUACGCAAGAAGAGAUGCAUCCUUUUACUCUGUGGAUCUGCUAUCUUAGUGAUUCUUCUUCUUCUUAUCUACUAUUCCAACUAGAAUAUUCUCUGCAAUAUUGAAGAGCAAUGUAUUUUAAAUCGCUACUUAUUAAAUAUCUGUAAAAUCACUUUAUCAUAUUUGUAUAUUACUGUAAAUAUUGUUUAACCACAUAAUAAAGCAAUCUAUAAGUUU
Molecule: messenger RNA, 1135 nt
Organism: Macrosteles quadrilineatus (aster leafhopper)
Lineage: Eukaryota; Metazoa; Arthropoda; Insecta; Hemiptera; Cicadellidae
Gene: Syx7
Product: syntaxin-12
Exons: 8
Coding region: 152-1003 (283 amino acids)
Biological process (GO): vesicle fusion; vesicle-mediated transport; intracellular protein transport
Cellular component (GO): endomembrane system; membrane; synaptic vesicle
Molecular function (GO): SNARE binding; SNAP receptor activity
Source: RefSeq, a predicted model, not a curated record